Messenger RNA from Nannospalax galili (Upper Galilee mountains blind mole rat), 3092 nucleotides. It is a transcript of the gene Aoah, whose product is annotated as acyloxyacyl hydrolase. Bases 307 to 2058 code for a protein of 583 amino acids. Gene Ontology annotation, molecular function: acyloxyacyl hydrolase activity; calcium ion binding. The record is from RefSeq and is a predicted model, not a curated record. Lineage: Eukaryota; Metazoa; Chordata; Mammalia; Rodentia; Spalacidae. Gene Ontology annotation, biological process: negative regulation of inflammatory response; lipopolysaccharide catabolic process. The transcript has 21 exons.
CUCUCUCAAGCCAGCAGAGUGCUUCGGCAAACUCAAGGUUCAUGUGGUUUAUGGUCACAGACUUCAGUCAAGAGCCGGAAGUGUUGUCGCUGCCCUGUGCAACUUGGGUUUUUCUUUAUCCUGAAGUCUUUGCUUAAAAGAACUACAUACCAGGGGCUGCUCCAGCCCCUCUCAGACCUGGGCACCCCCAGCUCUUAGGGACUCAAAACAGACAUAUAUGGCAGUGUGCUCUAGGGUGUAGUAAAGAGAGAGGGGCCAAAGAAAACUGGACCCUCUGGACAGAGCUUUUGCAGCUUCUACAGCCAGAUGGUGGCCCCUGGUGUACUGCUCACCAUGAAGUCCCCCUGGAAAGUCCUCAUGGUGGCUCCUGUGCUCCUUCUCUUCUCUCACUCAUUGGCCUCUGCAGUGGAUCAGGACCAGCCAGGUGCCAGCUCCUUCAAUAGCCACGGCUGUCUAGGCUGUGUGCUGGUGGUAUCUGUGAUUGAACAGCUGGCUCAAGUUCACAACUCCACCGUCCAGGCUUCAAUGGAGAGACUGUGCAGCUAUCUGCCUGAAAAGCUGUUCUUGAAAACCACCUGCCAUUUCUUGGUUCAAAUAUUUGGAUCAGACAUCAUAAAACUACUUGAUGUACAUAUGAAUGCCGACGUGGUGUGUCAUGCUCUGGAGUUUUGUAAGCAGGAUGCUGGCCAAUCACAGUGCCAUCUCUACCCUCUUCCCCAGGAAGCCUGGAAAUUUAUGCUAGAGAAGGCAAGAAAAAUCAUCAAGAAAUCCCCAACCAUGAAAUACCAUAGAAGUGGUUCCAGUAUUUGUUCACUACCAUUUUUGGUCAAGAUCUGUCAGAAAAUUGAACUGUCUAUAAAAAAUGCUGUGCCAUUCAAAGAUGUAGAUUCAGAUAAAUAUAGUGUUUUCCCAACGCUACGGGGCUACCACUGGCGAGGGAGAGACUGUAACGACAGUGACAAGACAGCAUACCCAGGCAGAAGGCCAGACAACUGGGAUGUCCAUCGGGAUUCAAACUGUAAUGGCAUUUGGGGUAUUGAUCCAAAAGAUGGAAUUCCAUAUGAGAAGAAAUUCUGUGAAGGUUCCCAGCCCAGGGGAAUCAUUUUGCUGGGAGACUCAGCUGGGGCUCAUUUUCACAUCCCUCCAGAAUGGCUCACAGCUUCACAGAUGUCUUUGAAUUCCUUCUUCAACUUGCCGACAGCUCUCACUGAUGAGCUCAACUGGCCCCAACUCUCUGGUGUUACUGGAUUUCUGGAGUCUACUAGUGGAGUUGAAGAAACAUCCAUUUACCAUCGCUUGCGGAAAAGAAACCACUGCAACCACAGGGACUACCAAAGCAUCUCCAGAAAUGGUGCAUCUUCCCAAAAUCUGGAGAAUUUUAUAGGAAGCUUGUCUAGGAACCAGGUGUUGGACCAUCCAGCCAUCGUCAUAUAUGCCAUGAUUGGGAAUGACGUCUGUAAUGGGAGAGCUGACCCAGUACCAGAAAUGACCACUCCUGAGCAAAUGUACUCCAAAGUCAUGCAGACUCUGAAGCAUCUCAACUCUCACCUGCCCAAUGGCAGCCAUGUUAUUUUAUAUGGCUUGCCGGAUGGAACCUUCCUCUGGGAUAAUUUGCACAACAGAUAUCAUCCUCUAGGUCAGCUGAAUAAAGAUGUGACCUAUGCACAGUUGUUCUCCUUCCUGAGCUGCCUCAAGAUCAGUCCUUGCAGCGGCUGGAUGUCUUCCAACAAGACCCUCCGGACUCUCACCUCAGAGAGAGCAGAACAACUCUCCAAAACACUGAAAAAAAUUGCAACCAGCAAGAUAUUUACGAACUUCAAGCUUUUCUACAUGGAUUUUGCCUACCAUGAAAUCAUAGAGGAGUGGCAGAGGAGAGGUGGCCAGCCCUGGCAGCUCAUCGAACCAGUAGACGGAUUCCACCCCAACGAGGUGGCCUCACUGUUGUUGGCAGAUCUUUUCUGGAAGAAGAUACAGUUUCAAUGGCCUCAAGUCCUGGGAAAGGAAAAUCCAUUCAAUUCCCAGAUUGAGCAGGUGUUUGGAGACCAAGGAGGACACUGAGUGUCUCCAGAAUGCGCACCACUGAGGAGCACAGGGAGACAGGAACGUGGAGAAACUCUCUUGUCCACCCGAAUGGGGCUGCUGUGCCACAGGCCCAAAGCCUUCUUUAGCAGCAUCUUUGCAGAAUAUUUUCCUCUCAACCAAGAACAGACCUGAAUAGCAAUAUGGCACCAGUGCUUCUGGGAAUUGAACCCGGGUCCUCUACAAGAGCAAUCAGUGCUCAACCUCUGAGUCAUCUCUCCAGCCCCAUUGUAUCAUUUUAUACAAGGAACUUGAGCAUCCUCUCAUCUACUUAGGGUCCUGGAACAAAGAUGUAGAGAAAAGACAGGGUGAUAUCCACAUAUGCACAAGAACUCUGAUCAGGUUAUCAAACAACUUCUUAUACAAAUUCAGUGCUGACUCUUUGUUUGCCCAGGCCCACCUGUGCUGCCAAUAUCCCCACAUUCAGUCAGUACAUUUUUCCACAUUCUGUUUCAAAGAGCUUGCUUGGCACAGCCCAGAGGUAUGAGAUAAUUAACCCCACUGGAGGAAGUAAGGACCAGUGGACGAAUGUCCUGGCUUUCUCUAUCAGUAGGAGCAUUCUGUAUACUUUGCAGGAGGCCAGCAGCAGCAUCUCCCUUCACUUGCAGUAAAGACCUCCUUAGUACAUCCCUAUAGGAAUGCUACCUCUCCUUGUCUCCCUCUCCUGAUUCCUGAGAUCUCUUCCCAAAUAAAUUACCUGCACCCAAAUCUUUGUCUCAAUAAAGACAAUGUUCAAAGGAUAACAUGGGCACAAUUGAUCAGUUAUCCCUCAGUAUUUGAAGACCCUGGCUCUGGGAUCCCUUGUAGAUACCAAACCCCUUGGAUGUUAGGUCCCUCAUAUAAAAUGACGUGGUCUUUGCAUAUGACUUACACACAUCCUCCUAUGUACCCUAAAUCAUCUCAAGCUUACUUGUAAUCCUUAAUAGCAAUGUAAAUUCUGUCUAAAUCACUGUAGAAACAUAUUAUGUAAGGAAUAAUUACAAAAUAAAAGUCUGCAUGUGCCCACUAUGGAC